AACCAUCUUGUUAGUCUUUAAAGUGCUGCAUAGUCCUGUCUUUUGUUUCCUCAGGCAAGGAGUUCCACAGGUUGACUAUGCCUUGUGUGAAGAAGAACUUUCUUUUAUUAGUUUUAAACCUGCUACCCACUGGGCCAAGCAGCAAUGCAGAGCGGGGGAGGGUUGGGUCUCCUCCAUCCCAGGAAGGUCCUGGAACUCCCAGGCAAAGCUGGGACCCCAGCAGGGCACUGACAGCCAAGCCAAGAGUCAGCCUGUGUCAGCAGAUGGAGUUGGGUACACGGCAACUUUUCUGAACCCCACCAGGAGGCAAGGCCCUGAAUUCAGCCAUCUGAAGUGGAAAUCCCUCAGCUAGAAUCAUGAAAUAAUGUGCCCAGGCGCAGACUGUCAGCAGGAUGGGGCCAGGCCUUUUGCCUUCCCCCUGGCAGUGUGGAUCAAGGACUCCGACCAGGGCUUCAUGCGCUGCAGCAGUCGGCCUGCCUGGCCCAUGGGGCUGAGACACUUGGGAUUUCGGGGAGGCCCUGAACUAGCUGGAUCUGCUGACCAAGGAGUGGGACCCCGUCCAGGUGGAAAAGACAACCUGGCAGUGCUCCAGAAGCUGUGCCUGGGGUGCAGGGAAGGAGGGGGCUGCUGGCGCUUGAGAGGGGAGGGACGAGACUGGGGACCGGAGCUGAAUUUCCAUAAAUCCAGCGCCAGUGUGUGAGGUCCGGGCUACCCCACAGCCCUGCCCCGCUCCCACCAAGUUACUCAGGGCUGAGACAAAGUCCCGUCUCCGAGUGACUGUUUUUAGACGGAUCUCUCGCUCCCUCCGCGCGGGGUGGGUGGGGGAGUUUCUCCCCCGGCCAGAGCUAGCGCCCUGGGGGUGGGGGUUCUCAGGCACGUUUCCCCAACAGCAGCACCCGCUGGGGCUGCCGGGCGGCUUCCUCCAAUUCUCUCUCGGGCGGCAGCUGCAAACAGCAAAGUGGCUGCGAAACUUAACCGACCGAUAGGGGCGGGGCGCCCGCAAGUCAGAACGGAAACUAAAGAAGGCCCCAAAAUCCAACGCUGGGCGGUGUCCGGCCUCGCACCCCGCGAUCCAGGGGGACCCGCGCCCCGGGGGACGCUCAGCUUUCGGAGCAGAGAGGGGAGCCGGGGCCAGGACCUCACAGACGCCUCCCUCGGCCUUGGCUGGGACCAGUCUAGUGGAAAAGACCCGAGCCCUCCCCAGUGCGGGCAGCAGUGUCUGCAGCCUGGGCAUCGCUGAGCGAGAGAGAUGAUGGGGCAAGCCACAAGUUACUAUGAGGGUAGCACGUCAUUGAAACCACUUCGCGGAGAUUGUACCAGGAAGCACAAAGAAGAUCCAGAGCAUCAUUGCUACUACUGGAAAUGUGCAGUCGCCCUCGGAGUCGUUCUCGCAAUUGUGUCCUCUGCUUUUGUUGUUACAGUUUCAGCAGUGCUUCUAUUAAUGAGACCUUCAGAUGCCUUAGUCUCCCAUGCUGUACCCUCUCUGGCUCCCCCUUUUGCUUCCUCUCCGGCUUCCCUGUUUGUCUCCUACUGCCCGAAGAAAUGGGUCGGGUACGGAGGGAAAUGCUACUAUUUCUCAGAGGAAGAAAAGAGCUGGAAUGUUAGCCAGCACUUCUGCUCCUCGUUUAAUGCUUCCCUGGCUGGGAUCGACACCCUGCAGGAAAAGGAUUUCAUAAUGCGCUACGCUGGCCUCGUGGAGCACUGGAUUGGCCUCCGAAGAGAAUCCGGCCAGCCCUGGAAGUGGGUGAAUGGGACCCAAUUGAAACAGCAACUGUUUGAAGUACGAGCAGAAGGGGACUGCGCCUACCUGAGCGAUGUCUUUGUGAGCUCUUCCAGGUGCUAUUCUGUGAGAAACUGGAUCUGCAGCAAACCUGAUGCCUAUAUGAAGGCAAAGAAAAAUGCAAUGGAGGGAGAGUGAGCGGAUCACUAUGAGGUUCUGUUAUGAACAGAGCAGGGGGUCUCAAACGUCACUGGAUCACAGUGGGACCUGUUGGAGCGGCUCACACUUUGUUGCUGUGCACCAUUAGCACCCACAUAAAGCGCCCACCGGACCAGGGCCGGCCCACAACAUUUUGGCACCUGAGACGGGGAACUCAAACAACGCCCCCGUGCCUCUUAUUCUGCCUGUCGUGUCUCUUAUGCCCUCCUUCCUCCAGCACAGCACUCCACCAUCUCUGUGCAUCUAGAACAGAGUGAAUACAUAUGCACCAGCAACAGACACAAUUUUCUACACUCUGGGUCCUAGUGGUGCCUCCCCCCACACACACAGUCUGGCACCUGAGGCAGCCGCCUCAGUUCGCCUUAUGGUAAGGCCAUCCCUGCACCACGUCUCUUCUUUCUUUCCAGGAAUCUCUGAUGUGAAAUUGCUGCCUCAAGGCGUUUUUGCCCCUCCAGUUCACGUGGGCUAUCUUCCUGAAGCAGCGAGUAUGCAAUGGAGCAAGUUUCUGAAUGUGGCAGCAAUAUACCAGCCACGUCACCAAGCCAUUCAACAGAGAAUUCAGGACAACUGCCUGCUAGACUGUUAUCUUUGUAUGAAGAAGUUGAGCACUGUGAUUGUUCUAUAAGCGCUUGGUCAGUCUUCUGAAGGCAGCACUGGCUUUGGUUAGUUGAGCAGAUACAUCGUCCUCAGCAGGGCUCGACAAAUCAUGUAAUCUACUCGCCCGUGGCGAGUAAAUUACAAGCCGGCACAGCCAGCGCCAUGCGAUCUGCACAUGCAUGGUCACCUUUUCUCUUGUGUAUGUGUCCAGUCUGGGCAUCUUUGAAGUCCUGGAGGACUUGCUCUUUCUCUCCAAUGGCGAUAGAUAAAUGGGUGAGACGGCACAUCAGCUGGCCACCGCCAGCUUUAUAGAUUUCUGAUGAGAUUCCAUCAUUGCCAGAUGCCUUUUCAGAUUUCAUCUGUGUGAUGGUUUUUGGUUCCUCCCCAGUAGUUGGCGGUAUAACUGGCUGUGAAUCAUUAGCCUACUGAGGAAUCUUUCAAAACCCUGCUGUCAAAAGUUGAUGUCUGGUUUAAUACAUUAUGAAAAUGUUCAUCCCAGUGGUUCAUCCCAGUGGUUAAGGAUUUUAACACGAUCUGUAAUCGGAGUGCAGCCAUCUGCAGAGCCCACUGGUAUAGAGCCAGCAGGGCAUGGCCCAUUGAUCUGCCUUCCGCCCAUGAUAGCCUGCUUUAAAAUCAUGUCCAUCGGCUGUGCCUUGAAGUUUGGCUGCUUUGCAUUUCCACCAGUUCUGUCAUUCGCCCUAACGUGACUUGUGCCUUCGGCUUAGCUCAAAUGCAUGCUGAUUUCCCAGAGACGGUCUCUUUGUCAUUGAUCUAGGCCAGGUGUAUCUCCUGCAACUUGGUCCUUAUCAUCACACAAACCUUGUGUGUGUGCGGAAGCCUAGUGUUUCAACAACAGUUUUCAGGGAGCAGAGGGGUAGCCGUUAGUCUGAUUUUUCUUAUAGA
Messenger RNA from Pelodiscus sinensis (Chinese soft-shelled turtle), 3439 nucleotides. The record is from RefSeq and is a predicted model, not a curated record. Lineage: Eukaryota; Metazoa; Chordata; Testudines; Trionychidae.